Messenger RNA from Cydia strobilella, 1347 nucleotides. Its product is annotated as protein N-lysine methyltransferase METTL21D-like. Bases 120 to 803 code for a protein of 227 amino acids. NCBI's taxonomy places the organism in Eukaryota, Metazoa, Arthropoda, Insecta, Lepidoptera, Tortricidae. Gene Ontology annotation, cellular component: cytoplasm; cytosol. The record is from RefSeq and is a predicted model, not a curated record. Gene Ontology annotation, biological process: peptidyl-lysine methylation. Gene Ontology annotation, molecular function: protein-lysine N-methyltransferase activity. The transcript has 3 exons.
UCAAAUUUUAUUGGCGAGUGAUUUUAUGUGUUUUGCGUCAUUAUUUGUUUUUAUAAUGAAUAAAGAAGAGUUUUCAAAUUAUUUACAAAAUUAAAGUAAUAUCGGAUAUAUUUUUAGAAAUGUCUCACAGAAGAUCAAGUUUUCAAUCAAAUGACCUGUUUCCUCGUGAAAUUGAUAUUGAGGUGUGCUUAAAAACGCUAAAAAUUUAUCAAAAAAUUGAAGGAGAUGUGAAUUGUGUUGUAUGGGAUGCAUCUUUAGUUUUAGCAAAGUAUCUCGAAACAAUGUGUCAAAAUAAACCUGAGUUCUUAAGUGGCAUUAGAGUAUUAGAACUUGGGUCAGGUUUAGGGGUUGUUGGUUUAACAGCUGCAACUCUAGGCGCCCAAGUGACGCUUACAGAUUUACCUGAAGCACUGCCAUUGUUGCGAUUGAACAUAAAUGAAAAUAAGUCAAAAAUCUCCAGUAUGGGAGGGUAUGCCAUAGCAGAGUCUUUGGUGUGGGGCGACAGUACAUCCCAAAUACUUAAAGAAGAAUUUGAUAUGAUUGUGCUUGCAGACUGUGUUUAUUAUGAAGAGGCAAUAGAUCCUUUGGUACAGACAUUACAAUGCUUCACCAACACCUUAACAAAAAAACCCACAAUGUAUUUGACUCAAGAACUACGAGAUUCUGAUAUACAAAAGAGGUUAUGGAAAAAGUUUUUUGAAAAACUUAAUGACAUCUUUAAUGUGGAACAGAUACCUGAAGAAGAACAACACAAAAACUACAGAAGCCGGGAUAUAUUACUGUUUAAAAUUACAAAGAAAUGAUUUAUUAGAUGUAAGUAUAAUUAUUAUUUUAAGUGCAUUCAGUCCAUGACAAUACACACAAUACAGUUUUUAUUUAAGAUAUAAGUAUUAUUAAGCAUUUCCAAUAGCUCAAAUUUUUUUCUAGAUUUAAUGAAUAAUAAACUUAUUAAUCUACAUAAAUUAAUAGAAUGUGUCUUUACCUAUAGCAGGAUAUUAUAUGGAUAAAGGAAUUAUGAGUAGAUUACCUACCUACCUUACAUUUAAAUUAUUAUUGUUACCUCCUCGGAUUUCACGGGCCUAUAAAUCCCGGUCUUUUGAUAGGCUUGCGUGGAGAUAUAGAUCCAACACGUAGAAGCCCCUUGGAGAGCUUUAAUGUCAUGUAGAACAUUUUAUUUUUAUUUUAUUAUUGUUACUAUUGUUAGGCUUUUUUGUAUUAUACUUUUUAUAAAAAAAGUUUUUUCUAGGGAUUUAGUGAUUUCAUAUUUGACUGUGUUUUAUUUACUAUUUAAUAAUCAAUUACCUCGAAUGUACAAAUUUAAUAAAGUUUCUGCCUUGUUGCCUUCUU